Molecule: messenger RNA, 769 nt
Organism: Salvia hispanica
Lineage: Eukaryota; Viridiplantae; Streptophyta; Magnoliopsida; Lamiales; Lamiaceae
Product: mini zinc finger protein 2-like
Biological process (GO): regulation of developmental process; regulation of DNA-templated transcription
Cellular component (GO): nucleus
Molecular function (GO): transcription cis-regulatory region binding; DNA-binding transcription factor activity
Source: RefSeq, a predicted model, not a curated record
AAUAGGAUCUUUGCCCAUAUAAAUAUACCCUCUUGCUAGGGUUAGGUUAAGGUGCUCUCACUUCAAAUUAGUAUUUUUGGCAUUUUACCUUUAUCUUCAUCCCCUCCCUUGAUUCCAUUGUUGAAACCAAAUUCUUCCCCAAUUUAAUCUACAAAGAUCCAAUUUUUUUUUUUUUUUUUUGAAUUUUAAUCAAUUUUUUCCAAACAAUUCUUGAAAUUAGGGUUCUAGAAAAAUGAAGAAGAGGCAAGUGGUGAUGAGAAAAGAAUCGGUUCGUCGAAGCUCAAGCAAUCAAGUGAGAUACGGCGAAUGCCAGAAGAACCAUGCAGCGAAUAUCGGGGGAUAUGCGGUGGAUGGGUGCCGGGAGUUCAUGGCAGGCGGCGCAGAAGGGACGGCCGCUGCCCUCAGCUGCGCCGCCUGCGGCUGCCACAGGAACUUCCACCGCCGCGAGGUCGACCGCGAAGACAGCUCCUCCCCUUCUUGAUCCAUUAUUUUGAUUUUCAAGAUUCAAGAAAAUCAACCUGCCUUAAUUAAACGGCUGCAUAUAUCAAUGGAAUCAUCCAGUUAAGAGGAAGAAUAAAAUAGGGUGAUCGGAUUUGGAUCUUUUUGGGAGAGUGAGGAACCAAAAGACAGGAUAUGUAAGAAUUCCAACUGUUCAACUAGUUGUUUUUUCAUUUUUUUUUCACCAAACAAAUAGGAAGGAAGCUUUAUAUAAUUAAUUUGAUAUUGUUAUUAUUGUUUUUCUUGAUUAAUCAACAAGAUAAGGCCCACG